This is a messenger RNA of Fusarium proliferatum ET1, 1461 nucleotides long. RefSeq lists its product as uncharacterized. Lineage: Eukaryota; Fungi; Ascomycota; Sordariomycetes; Hypocreales; Nectriaceae. The transcript is spliced from 3 exons. The coding region runs from base 1 to 1461 and encodes 486 amino acids. The record is from RefSeq and is a predicted model, not a curated record.
AUGGCAACAACCGCAACGAAUCACCCAAACCCGCCCAAGCGUUCCGACUCCGAUGUCUCCCCCAGAACAGUGAACCCUCCCAAGAACUCAGCUUCAGAAGACGCAAAGGCCGAUUACUUCCCAGAUUCCAACACAGUCGAUGGAUCCAAUACUAGUGUCCGGGCCAGCGAUGGUGACGAUUCAUCUGCUCGGAAGUCAAGCAUCUCAUUCGCACCAGAUCCUCGACGUAGCUCAAGCUGUGAAAGCAACCAAAAUGCAGCGUCAGCGCCAGGCCAGGACUCGUCGAUCCAAAGAAAAUCGUCCACCGGCUCUGUCUCUUUUCGUAGAAUGACAAACCCUCAACUUCCCCAAGGAAAUCCUCAACAGAUGAGCAACAGUCGCAUUCGUGCGAGCUCACCGGACCACUCAAGGUUUAAGAAGCAUGUCGCAUUUGACAAUGUUACAACCGGCGAACCGACUAAGAACAAUGCUAUCUCAUUUACGCUCAAUGUUCGACACAAGGGUUACCAGGCUAGGCGUAGAUCGCGGUGUUUCAUGGUUGGUGUUGACGAGCAUACCUACUCCGAUUAUGCGUUGCAGUGGCUGCUUGACGAACUGGUCGAUGACGGCGACGACGUCGUUUGCGUGCGAGUAGUCGACAAAGAACUGCGACUUACGGACAAGCAGUACAGGGACGAUGCAGACUCGGUUAUGAAGGGAAUCGUUGCUCGGAAUGGUAAUAACAGAGCCAUCAACAUUGUCCUUGAAUAUGCUGUGGGCAAGUUACACACGACUUUUCAAGUCCUAAUCCAAAUGUACCAGCCUGCAAUGCUCAUUGUGGGAACUAGAGGACGCACCCUCGGUGGCCUUCAAGGCCUGGUUAACACCCGCAACUCGUUUUCCAAAUACUGUCUCCAAUAUUCACCAGUCCCAGUGGUUGUGGUUCGACCUACCGAGAAGCGCAUCAAAAAGAAGGCCAAACGUGCCAAUGACUCUGCCCGACAGACCUACGUGAGCAUGUUGGCUGCAAACGCCGGGAAACAUGAGGCCGAUAGUGAGGCAAGUAGCAUCUAUGAGCUCGAGGUCCAUAACUCGCCCGAUGAAGAAGCGCACCAAGUCGCACGUGCUUUAGGACUGCCUGCAUCUUUCGAUCCUACGAUCAAGCCCCUCAACCAUAGCCAGAUACCGAGUCGCAGGUCCCCCGACCCUACUGCUACUGCGGGUCCUGUCAAUGAGUCCUCGGAGAACCAGAGAGCUGCCAAAGACGAUGUCAGUGUCGCCGCUGAGAGUGAUGACGAUGACGAUGAUGACGAUGACUCUGGAGAGUUCGAAGUUAUGAGCGGGCAACAAGCUUUGGACAGGCAGAAGAUGGAUCAGCUUCAUAAGAUGGAGGUUGGUGAGGCAGCAGCGCUCAAGAUGAAGGUGGACGAGGAACUCGACGAAGAAGACGAUACCCCCUCAGGCCCGAAAGCCACAUCAUAG